AUGACGAUAUUUGUCAUAAACAAGCCACAUCUCAACGAGCCAGGCCAUCCCUGUAGAGCCCAAGUCCAGUCCCCAGACCAGACCAGUGACAGUGUGGUGUGGACUGGAGGUAGUUACUGAGGGAUCAAGGUGUCACUCUACACACAUCUCUGCAUUGACACUCCCUGCCUUCUGUUCUGUGUCUGUCUGGUCAGCCAGUAUAAUAAAGGAGCUGGAACCAGCUUCCUGUAGUAAUGGCAGGCCAAACUGCCCAGGUGAUUAGCGCCUGGCCUGGGAGUUGGGGGUUUUGAAGUUGGGGAACCCCAAUGCCUAGCUGCCUAUACUGAACACCACCCUCCCCCUCCCUGCUCCCCUCUUUUCACACAACAACAUGUAGGUUACUCUAAACUGUGUAAAGAUCAAAGUGGGGUUCUGAUUGAUGUCCCAACACACACACACAAACACACACACACAUACAUACAUACACAUACACACCUCUGUCUUCCUCCAUAUGGGAGGAAAAGGUAUAGAGGAUAGCCACCCUGCCCGCCCUAAUCAGACCUCAAGUGCAUAUCACUGAAUUCGAGUUUGGAGUAAAUCAGAGAGGGAUUAACAACAAGAGCACUGACUGGAGCUCCAAGGCCAUGUAUCUGCAUGAGGAGAGGCCGCUGUGUGGUGACUACCCAUACCCACUCAACUCUCAGCCCAAGAACUAUGGCUAUUGUCCACCAGGUAGGUUUGUGUUUAAUGGAUAGACAACAUGACCAAAUGUUUUGGACAUGUUGCAUUAUAGUGUUUAAAAGUCCUAAUUGAGCCUAACAAUACAGAUAUUGCUCUUUCCUAUUGAGAGGGGUAGCCUAUCCCACUGGGCACAGACGUCAACUCCACAUCUAUUCCACUUUGAAAUUACGUGGAAACAACGUUGUGUCAACCAGUGUCUGCCCAGUGGUUAUCUAUUUAUGUAGUCUAUUGUCAUAGUUUUGUGGACUAAAAAACAUAACCCUAAUAUUUGCUAUGAAUGACGUAAAUAAAUACCUUCCACUAGAUUGGAAAGAUGCGGUUCUGCGGGGCCAGUCUUGGGACAGCGGCGGUAAAGUCGGGUGUGAACCCGAGCUUUCAGCUCUUCAAGUCCGGGUGUCGCUCCAGGGUCGCGAGCUAUGGGAACAAUUCGGAGAUAUAGGAACUGAGAUGCUCAUCACCAAAACAGGAAGGUAGGAUGUGUGGAUGAUAAAUAGCGGUAGCCAUAGGCCUUCAUAAUAACCCCUUGUCAGAAAUAUGAAAAAUGAGUGAUAGAAAUAUUAUAAAUUAAUGAAAUAUGAUAGCCUAAAAUAAUGUAAUUUCCAUUUGGUGACUGUUUUGGGACAUAGGCCUAGUCUCAGAGUCAUUCUGUUGAGACAUUUUUUUUCAAGGUUGAUUAUGCGAAGAACCACUAUUUUUUUAUGAAAUUGAAUAACCGAUAGUAAUAUGGGGCACAAAGUAACACGUUGUCUUUUGCUUAUUUAUGAAAAUUGUAUUUGAUUUAUUAAUAAUGUUUUAUACAAGCAACAUACAUAUCUCAGCUACCAUUACACACUGUAACUACAUUUCUAGAACAUACCAGUCCUUUACAAGUCAACAGAAAGUGGCAGAAGUCAAAAAGUACAAUUAACCCCGUAGGCGGCGUAAGAGUAGUCUGAGUACCAGUCUCUUUAGCUAACGUUCCACUCCUUGUCAUUGCCAAAGAGACUGGCCUUUCCAAUGUCUAUCUGCAGACUGCGGUUACCACACUGAACAAAAAUAUAAACGCAACAUGUAAAGUGUUGGUCCCAUGUUUCAUGAGCUGAAAUAAAAGAUCCCAGAAAUUUUCCUUACACACAAAAAGCUUAUUUCUCUGAAAUGUUGUGCACAAAUUUGUUUACAUCCCUGUUAGUGAGCAUUUCUCCUUUGCCUAGAUAAUCCAUCCACCUGACAGGUGUGGCAUAUCAAUAAGCUGAUUAAACAGUAUGAUUAUUACACAGGUACACCUUGUAAUAAAAGGCCACUCUAAAAUGUAUAGUUUUGUCACACAACACGAGCCUCGAAAAUAGAAUUAGAAUUUAUAACAAAUUCUAAAACAAACAUUUAGCUGGUAGCUAGGCAAGUUGUUGUAUUUUGACGAUUAAAACUAAGACAUUUUGUGGUUGGCAUUUACUUUGAGAAUUUAGAGGCCAGCUAGCAUUUUUUUUUACCAUUAGUACCUCAGUGCUUUUGAUAGACUGGUUUUUAAUCUGGACAAAUAAAAAACGGUUGCUUAGCAACUGGAUUCCAACGUGGUCUGUGGAUAAAAAAGUUAUGAGUUCCAAUAUUUGCAUAAUCGUUGUGAUUGGAGGAUAGCGGUGAUCGAAUCAGGAUCAAAUCCUCUGUUCUCCUCCAGUUCAUUAAUUCUAGAAUGUUCAUAUUUAAAGAUGGCAGAAAGGCCAGUCUUUUUGGCACAUGACAUGGACUACAGGGAGUGGAUUAGCUAAAGACUGGUACCAAGGCUAGGGUCAGAGGCGUCAUGCCCAAAGGGGGCACAGGAGCAUGUGCCCUCAGAUUUGUUCCGUAAAGAAAAUAAAAAUAGAAAAAAUAAAUACACACACACAUAUAUAUAUAUAUAUAUAUAUACAGUGGGGAGAACAAGAAUUUGAUACACUGCCAAUUUUGCAGGUUUUCCUACUUACAAAGCAUGUAGAGGUCUGUAAUUUUUAUCAUAGGUACACUUCAACUGUGAGAGACGGAAUCUAAAACAAAAAUCCAGAAAAUCACAUUGUAUGAUUUUUAAGUAAUUAAUUUGCAUUUUAUUGCAUGACAUAAGUAUUUGAUACAUCAGAAAAGCAGAACUUAAUAUUUGGUACAGAAACCUUUGUUUGCAAUUACAGAGAUCAUACGUUUCCUGUAGGUCUUGACCAGGUUUGCACACACUGCAGCAGGGAUUUUGGCCCACUCCUCCAUACAGACCUUCUCCAGAUCCUUCAGGUUUCGGGGCUGUCGCUGGGCAAUACGGACUUUCAGCUCCCUCCAAAGAUUUUCUAUUGGGUUCAGGUCUGGAGACUGGCUAGGCCACUCCAGGACAUUGAGAUGCUUCUUACGGAGCCACUCCUUAGUUGCCCUGGCUGUGUGUUUCGGGUCGUUGUCAUGCUGGAAGACCCAGCUACGACCCACCUUCAAUGCUCUUACUGAGGAAAGGAGGUUGUUGGCCAAGAUCUCGCGAUACAUGGCCCCAUCCAUCCUCCCCUCAAUACGGUGCAGUCAUCCUGUCCCCUUUGCAGAAAAGCAUCCCCAAAGAAUGAUGUUUCCACCUCCAUGCUUCACGAUUGGGAUGGUGUUCUUGGGGUUGGAGUCUGUUUGAUUGAGUGUGUGGACAGGUGUCUUUUAUACAGGUAACAAGUUCAAACAGGUGCAGUUAAUACAGGUAAUGAGUGGAGAACAGGAGGGCUUCUUAAAGAAAAACUAACAGGUCUGUGAGAGCCGGAAUUCUUACUGGUUGGUAGGUGAUCAAAUACUUAUAUCAUGCAAUAAAAUGCAAAUUAAUUACUUAAAAAUCAUACAAUGUGAUUUUCUGGAUUUUUGUUUUAGAUUCCGUCUCUCACAGUUGAAGUGUACCUAUGAUAAAAAUUACAGACCUCUACAUGCUUUGUAAGUAGGAAAACCUGCAAAAUCGGUAGUGUAUCAAAUACUUGUUCUCCCCACUGUGUAUAUAUAUAUAUAGUCUACCAACAAAGUCUACCAACAUUGCCAGCAGGUAUGCCAGCUAAGAUAGUUAGACAAGCUAGCUACUCUAACUUGAUCGAUAGCCUGAAAUGACUUCUUGGUAGCUAGUGGCUAGUAGUUUUACAGAGAUGCAGAGAAGCAUAUUUAGUUGCAAAAAAUACAAAAAACACCAGUCAGGAGGAUACAGACAGCUCGAGAGGUAUACUUAGAUAUGAAGAAAAAUUAUAUAUAUAUUUAUACAUAGAAUUAAGCAUAAUGAUGUCUCUAGAUUGCAGGAAAAAGCUGUUUGGGGUAUUUGAAUAAUGCUACAUUCUCCAAUUUACGGACGGGGGGCAUAGCCUCCCUACGGACCACCCUCCAGCCAUCCUCACGUACUUUGUGUGCCCUCAGAUUUUUGGGGUGCAUGAGACUACAUUGACACUACAUUGACUAAAAUAUAUGUUUUAGGCAUGUCAUAUUGACCAAAAACGGAGUAGCCAAAAUGUAUAUACACUGCUCAAAAAAAAAAGGGAACACAUCCUAGAUCUGAAUGAAUGAAAUAAUCUUAUGAAAUACUUUUUUCUUUACAUAGUUGAAUGUGCUGACAACAAAAUCACACAAAAAUUAUCAAUGGAAAUCAAAUGUAUCAACCCAUGGAGGUCUGGAUUUGGAGUCACCCUCAAAAUUAAAGUGGAAAACCACACUACAGGCUGAUCCAACUUUGAUGUAAUGUCCUUAAAACAAGUCAAAAUGAGGCUCAGUAGUGUGUGUGGCCUCCACGUGCCUGUAUGACCUCCAUACAACGCCUGGGCAUGCUCCUGAUGAGGUGGCGGAUGGUCUCCUGAGGGAUCUCCUCCCAGACCUGGACUAAAGCAUCCGCCAACUCCUGGACAGUCUGUGGUGCAACGUGGCAUUGGUGGAUGGAGCGAGACAUGAUGUCCCAGAUGUGCUCAAUUGGAUUCAGGUCUGGGGAACGGGCGGUCCAUAGCAUCAAUGCCUUCCUCUUGCAGGAACUGCUGACACACUCCAGCCACAUGAGGUCUAGCAUUGUCUUGCAUUAGGAGGAACCCAGGGCCAACCGCACCAGCAUAUGGUCUCACAAGGGGUCUGAGGAUCUCAUCUCGGUACCUAAUGGCAGUCAGGCUACCUCUGGCGAGCACAUGGAGGGCUGUGCGGCCCCCCAAAGAAAUGCCACCCCACACCAUGACUGACCCACCGCCAAACCAGUCAUGCUGGAGGAUGUUGCAGGCAGCAGAACGUUCUCCACGGCGUCUCCAGACUCUGUCACGUCUGUCACAUGUGCUCAGUGUGAACCUGCAUCUGUGAAGAGCACAGGGCACCAGUGGCGAAUUUGCCAAUCUUGGUGUUCUCUGGCAAAUGCCAAACGUCCUGCACGGUGUUGGACUGUAAGCACAACCCCCACCUGUGGACGUCGGACCCUCAUACCACCCUCAUGGAGUCUGUUUCUGACCGUUUGAGCAGACACAUGCACAUUUGUGGCCUGCUGGAGGUUAUUUUGCAGGGCUCUGGCAGUGCUCCUCCUGCCUGCUCCUCCUUCCACAAAGGCGGAGGUAGCGGUCCUGCUGCUGGGUUGUUGCCCUCCUACGGCCUCCUCCACGUCUCCUGAUGUACUGGCCUGUCUCCUGGUAGCGCCUCCAUGCUCUGGACACUACGCUGACAGACACAGCAAACCUUCUUGCCACAGCUCGCAUUGAUGUGCCAUCCUGGAUAUGCUGCACUACCUGAGCCACUUGUGUGGGUUGUAGACUCCGUCUCAUGCUACCACUUGAGUGAAAGCACCGCCAUCAUUCAAAAGUGACCAAAACAUCAGCCAGGAAGCAUAGGAACUGAAAAGUGGUCUGUGGUCACCACCUGCAGAACCACUUCUUUAUUGGGGGUGUCUUGCUAAUUGCCUAUAAUUUCCACCUGUUGUCUAUUCCAUUUGCACAACAGCAUGUGAAAUGUAUUGUCAAUCAGUGUUGCUUCCUAAGUGGACAGUUUGAUUUCACAGAAGUGUGAUUGACUUGGAGUUACAUUGUGUUGUUUAAGUGUUCCCUUAAUUUUUUUGAGCAGUGUAUUAUAUAUAGGAUACUUUUAACAUUCAAAAGUAUUAAUUUUAUUUUUUCCUUUUUCUAAGGUAUUAUCUUAGUUGUAAUUGCAAACUUGAUGUAAAGAAGUGACAUUUUAUAUAAUUAUGUGAAUGUUUCUAAAUACCAUUUAAAAUACCAUAGAAUUUUAGAUAAGAGGUUAAUUGUAACAAAUGUUCAAAAUUGCCCCCACUACAAAUCUGAGUUUAAUCUGAGUUUUGUGAGAAAAUUCAACAAUAAUUAUUGUCAUUAGCUAUACCAAUCAAAAUACCUCUUCUUACUGAUAAAAAUUAUAUAUUAAAAAAAAGAGGGUCGGCAAGAAUAUUGAGAAUUCUUCCUGAAAAAUUGAUGGAUUUAAGCAAAAGUUCCUAGGCAUGUAGAUACACUAAUCAAGCAUUAGCACAUUGAAUAACAUCUUUGACCUUUCUACGUGGUUUCUAAUUUGAGUUUAGUUGUUACUUUGUGCCCUGUGUUACUUUGUGCCCCGGUCUCUCCUAACCAGUUAGUUCAAUAUUGUUCAAACUUCCCGCCUGAUUGUAUUUCAUAGGCGAAUGUUUCCGAGCUGCAGAGUCACUGUGACAGGGUUGAAUCCUCGAGCAAAGUAUGUGUUGAUGAUGGACAUGGUCCCGUUUGAUGACGACAAAUACAAGGUACCUCACCCUACCCCUCCCAGCAUUAGUCUACUGUUUAUUUAAAUGUUGCUACCACAACACACACACACAAACGCACACUAAAAUUGUAGAUUAGUGUUUGUGUUUAGAUUGAUAAGCUUCAGAAAAAUAUGUUAGAUUCAAAACUGCAGAAGGUGCUUGUUAUCAAUGUGUAUAGACACUAAACUGUAUCUCUGUCCUGUGCAGUGGAGCAGGGAUCGCUGGGAGGUGAGUGGUAUGACCGAGCCCCACCUUCCCAACCGCUACUUCAUCCACCCAGACUCUCCCUCCCUGGGGGAGAGGUGGAUGCAGUACCCUGUUUCCUUCCAUAAGCUCAAACUCACCAACAACACCCUAAACUCCAAUGGCCUGGUAAGGCUUGGCAUGGAAGGACCCUGGCACUAUUUAUAACAUUUAAAAAAGAGCUGAUAGCCACUGAAUGUAACUUAAAGCUGCAAUAUGUAAUGUUUUGGGCAACACAACCAAAUUCACAUAGAAAUGUGAGUUAUAGAUCUGUCAUCCACGUUGAAAACAAGUCUAAUAAGCGGUAGAUCUGUUCUAUGUGCGCUGUUUCUAUGCUUUCUCGUGCUUAAGUUUAGUUUUAGCCUCUUUUACUUUCAGUUUUGUACAUCAGCUUCAAACAGCUGAAGGUACUAUAUUUUUGGUUAUGUAAAAUACAUUUCACAGCAGUUUAGAUGGUACAAUGAUUCUCUACACUAUACUUGCUUGUUUUGUCACAUAAAUUGAAAUUAGGCAAACUAUUAGAAUUUUAGCAAACCCUGAGCCGACAGAAAAAUCUGUAGAUGUGCCCUUGAGCAAGGCACUUAACCCUAAUUGCUCAUGUAAGUCGCUCUGGAUAAGAGCAUCUAGUAAAUGACUAAAAUGUAAACAUAAUUACAAAUCAUUUGUAGACUGCAAAUUGACUGCAAGAAGAUAUAAUGUUUGACUAAAACAUAAUCAUUCAAACCUUGUAUGCGAUCACGUGUCUCUCUAUUAUGUGUGGGAAUACUUGGGAACAUAUUUCUUAAAUUAAAAUCACUUGGAGCUGGUGUUUUACAGUCUAUUAUGUCCAACAAGUAAACAAAAAAGAUAUAUGUUAAUUUUUUAUCUGAAAACUUGGGGGGCCAAAUAAAACCAUUUGGCCCGCGGGCCGCCAGUUGGAGAACCCUGAUGUUGGAUGAGAUGGAGAGUAUGUGUUGACAGGCACAGUAGUAACAGGUAUCAUCAUAUGUUCUGCAGGUGGUUCUUCACUCCAUGCAUAAGUACCAGCCCCGCCUGCACAUCGUCCAGUCUCCAGACCCCUACAAUCCUCUGUCAGGGGGCUACCUGCGCUUCACCUUCCCAGAGGCAGCCUUCAUAGCUGUCACUGCCUACCAGAACUCCGAGGUAAGGCCAGGACACCCUUGGGAUUCUCCCAGAAGGAGAUACUGGAACAACUCUAAUCCAAUUGUGUUGAUUAGAGUGUCCUCUGGAAGUUGAAUAUGGACAGUGCUUGUAAAGUCUGGAAUGUGAAAUGCUGCUACAGAGAGCAUAAUAAGAGCACAGCGGUUGUUGAGGGGAGAACGGCUCAUAAUAAUGGCCAGAAUGGAGCACAUGGAAUGGCAUCAAACACCUGGAAGGCCCAAAAAAUUGUCAAAGACUCCAGUCACCCAAGUCAUAGACUGUUCUCUCUGCUACCGCACGGCAAGCGGUACCGGAGUGCCAAGAGUACUGUGUCCAAAUGGCUCCUUAACAGCUUCUACCUACAAGCCAUAAGACUGCUGAACAAUUAAUAAAAUGGCCACCCGGACUAUUUACAUUGACCCCCCCCCCCCCCCCCCCCUUUGUUUUUACACUGCUGCUACUCGCUGUUUAUUAUCUAUGCAUGUACAAAUUACCUCGACUAACCUGUACCCCCACACAUUGACUUGGUACCGGUACCCCCUGUAUAUAGCCUCGUUAUAGUUAUUUUAUUGUGUUAAAACAUUUUUUAAAACUUUUGUUUAUUUAGUAAAUAUUUUCUUAACUCUAUUUCUUGAACUGUAUUGUUGGUUAAGGGCUUGUAAGUAAGCAUUUCCCGGUAAGGUCUACACCUGUUGUAUUUGGCGCAUGUGACAAAUACAAUUUGAUUUGAUUUGAUUUGUUUGAUGCAUUUGAUACCAUUCCACUAUUCCGCUCCAGGCAUUAGAACGAGCCCAUUCUCCCCAAUUAAGGUGCCACCAACCUCCUGUGGUGUACAGUACUAUAAUAAAUGAGGCAUGCUAAUUUACCCAACAGAUAACAAAACUCAAGAUAGACAACAACCCCUUUGCAAAAGGCUUUCGUGACAAUGGGCUGAACAGAAAAAGGUAAGAGACCUUCAGACAGCCUUCUAGUAGCUUGAAACAUGAACUGCAACUCUCACUUGAAAGUGAUGCAAUACUCCUCCCAGUAUGACUCAGAAUAACUAUCAAAUUUGUUGGUCAGUCAUAUAGUCUUCAAUAGGUUCCUCUUGGUAAACCUUUUAAUUGUUUGCUCAGUGGUAGAUAUGAUGAUUGUGCAGAAUUGGAAUGGUACUUAGUCGACUCACUGAUCAAUUAAGUGACAUGUUCUUUUACACUUUACUGGUACAUGUCACUAUCAUGUUACUAAGAGACUGUGAAUAAUGACAAUACUUUCUCUCUGUAGGUUCAGAGAAAUGGAAGGUCAGAGCUCCGACAAACUAAAUGAACUCCAGAUGGAAUUGAAAUCUUCAAAUGGUAUAGUCACAUACAGAGUUUAUAACAGAGUUUAUGCAAAUAUCUGUAAAGGAAAUUGUAAACAUUACACCUAAUUUCUAAAGAACUAAUUUCUAUCUUAUACAAUGAAAAAUCUAGCUAUGAUAGUCAAGCCAGCUGUCUAUUGAUCUUGCCUAACAUGGGAAAAGGAAACUGCUUAAGAAAAUAGCCAGCAGGUGUCAUUAUUUCCUUUUGAGACAAUCAAAAGACUGUAGUAGGCUAUCUACGUAGUCAUUCUAUACCCGUCCUCUAAAGUUCAUUUGAGAGAAUUUUAAAGAGUUCGUCAAAGUGGAAGGUGAAGGAAUCUCCAUGCAUCGUCUCUCCUUACUGUUCUAGCAUCUGAGCCUGUAUUCAUAGUGUCUCAGAGUUGGAGUGCUGAUCUAGGAUCAGUUUGCCAUUUAGAUAACGAUGAAUACGAUUACAUGGAUCCUAGAUCAGCUCUCCUUUUCUGAGACACUAAAUGAAUACGGGCCCUGUUCUGUUCUGUCCUGUCCUUAUUGUCUUGGUAGGAUCCAGACCAGUGGAGUCAGAUGAUGAGGCUGACGUCAUCGUCUCCAGCUCUAGCUCAGUGAAUUCCCAUGGUGCAGCAGGAUACAGGACUGAUGACAUCACGUCUGUCUCUGCUGCCCCUAACCCAUUCAUCUCUGCCUUCAUGAACUGUGGCCAGGAGGGUUGGGGGGUCCAGGACCCAAUGACCCACAACACCCACACACACAACACACCUACUACCAGGGACUAUGGCAGGUAGGAUGAUCAAGACCAUUAGUGGCAGAAACAUCAAUUUUUUUCUAUCUUAAAAGUGUAUUAAAUCAAAUCAUCAGCAAUGAAUUAUGAACGAGAAUCAUAAUUCUUCUUAUCAGUCCAGUAUUUCUAUAGGAUGAUGAUUUGAUAAAAAUAAAAAUAAUAAUCUGAAACUGUACUCUGUUGUUCUAUUUCAGCCCUGGGCAGCAUAACGAAGCCAGGCAUACUGGUUUAUCAAACAUGGCUUCUCCUCUCUUCCUCCCACACCCUCCACUGGGCCAGACUCACCACCCAGGGUCUGUUGGCUUCAGGAGGCCCCAGGCACAGAGCAGAAAACCAGUGGGGCCUCACCCUCCUCACCACCGAGGAGGUCCAAGUGGUCCAGCACCAGAACUCUCCCAUAGCCACAGCCACACAUCAGACCACCAGGCCCAGCAGCAGCAGCCACAGCCCCAUCAGGCUGAGUUCGACUACCCUCUCCCCCUGCCCCCCAAGGUCAACAGGAUGCAUCUACCUGAGAGUGCCCUGCGUAGCCUGGAGAUGAGCCCCUCCCCCUCAGUGUCCGGCAGCCCUCGGUCCCUCACCGACAUGCUCAACAGGAUCCACAGCAGGGCAGGGUCUGGAAUCAACUCAGGAAUCCCCCAGGGGAAGCUGCUCCAGGCCCAGGCCCAGUAUGAGAGGCCAGGCCUGGAGCUGGGGGUGGACAGGGAGCUCCGGCCACCACAGCCCAAUCCACCACUACCUGAUCAUGAGCCAGAGUACCUGCCUCUCCACAGCAUGAUGCUCUACCACCAGAACAGCUUGAUGGGCUCUGCGGGGCCACUAAGAGACAGCCAUGUGGACCCUAGAGUUCCCUCCUCCUCCUCUCUAGAAUCCCCCCCUACAAGGCACCUAUGCUCAACUUAUAAGUGA
Coregonus sp. 'balchen' is the source of this 10791-nucleotide messenger RNA. The record is from the annotation of a GenBank genome assembly. NCBI's taxonomy places the organism in Eukaryota, Metazoa, Chordata, Actinopteri, Salmoniformes, Salmonidae.